GUUGAUUUUCUCUCUUAAUUCCAAUUGAUUUAAUUUUAAUUUUCUUUUAAUUUUCACUCUCACAAAUGGGAUUAAAUUUUUUCUAAACUGUUAAUCCAUCAGCUAAUCCAACAAGUGUCCGAUUUUUAUGCUAAUCAUUGAAACGCUUUUACCGGUUAACCGGUAACCAUGUUUACCUAAUGUGUUUACCUAUUUUCUUGAUUGUGUUAAUUAAUUGCGAUUUAUUUUGACGCAAUUAAUUUGCUGUUUUCUAAUUGACUAAUAUUAAUUAUUGUUUUUUUUUCUAUUUUUUCUUUGAGUGUGACAAUUAUGCCUGAUUACACUGAAUCUUGUCGGGCCUGUACAAGCUUCAAAUCCUUCAUGAAAGCUCAUCAGGCUUCAGUUAAUGAUUCAGAAUCAAAGAAAUCAGAUUCUAAUUCUGGUGGCAAAUCUAAAAGCCAUGGAAAAGACAAUUCAAUGGAUCAUGUUGAUUGUCCUGUUGAUAAAGAUGAUCUUGGUCGGGCCAGUUGGACGUUUUUACACACAAUGGCUGCUUAUUAUCCCGAUAAACCAACUGAUUGUCAAAGAUCAGAGAUGAAACAAUUUAUUAAUUUAUUUUCUAAAUUUUAUCCAUGCAGUCAUUGUGCUAAAGAUAUGAGAGAUGAUAUUAAACUCGAUCCACCGGUGGUCGAUUCUAGGAAAUCCUUUUCUCUUUGGAUGUGUAAUCUUCACAAUAAAGUGAAUAAGAAAUUAAGUAAACCAUUAUUUGAUUGUUCCAACGUUGAUGAGAGAUGGUUAACUGGUCCACCCAAUGGAAAAUGUGAUUAAAUUAACCUGAUGAAAUCUAUUAGUUGAGUAGAUAGUUGAGAUUCUGUUUUCAUCAAAUGUUUCUUUUAAUUGUCUAAAAUUAAAAUUGAAUAAUCCAUUAAUCUAGUAAAUAUCAUAAUGUUUACAAUUCUUACAAUAAUACUUGUAAUAAAGUUCUAUGACAUAAUGACCUGGGA
Molecule: messenger RNA, 983 nt
Organism: Panonychus citri (citrus red mite)
Lineage: Eukaryota; Metazoa; Arthropoda; Arachnida; Trombidiformes; Tetranychidae
Product: FAD-linked sulfhydryl oxidase ALR-like
Exons: 1
Coding region: 310-807 (165 amino acids)
Cellular component (GO): mitochondrion
Molecular function (GO): flavin adenine dinucleotide binding; flavin-dependent sulfhydryl oxidase activity
Source: RefSeq, a predicted model, not a curated record